AUCCUAUUCCUGUAUUUGCUUGUGUUCAAUAGAUUGAGCAUGUCAUGUGACACGACUAAUAAAGAUGAAUGUAAACAGUUCGGAGAAAAAUCUGUAAAAUUAGCACACUAUUGCGACAAGGCAAACUAAAGAGCUCAACUCUGUACUUGUAACCUACACUUAAUUGAUCAAAAUCUCCAGAAAACCUAUACUACAUGGCUAACUCAACUUCCCAAGUUAAAUUACAGCCUUGUAAGUGAAAACUCAAAAUUACCCCAAUUCCCGAACCCUAUGACAGAGAACUACUCGGGGGCAAUUUCGUCAACGCAGAAUUUUCAAUAGCUUAGUCUAAUCCAUUAUUUCCCUCUGAAACCCAUUUCAAAAUUCAAACCCUUACAAAAAUGGAGCCUUUAGCUCUCAAGCUCGAGAUGCUCAAAGGCCCCCGUGAGGGAGAGACCCUAGAGUACCGACCCGGAUCCAAGGUCCGAAUCGGCCGGGUCGUCCGCGGCAACAACCUCCCCAUCAAAGACUCCGGCAUUUCCACCAACCACCUCAUCAUCGACUCCUCCGAAUCGGGUCAAUGGAUGAUCCGAGACCUCGACUCCUCCAACGGAACCAUCGUAAACGGCACCAAGCUCAAGCCGGACACGCCGUUGGAGCUGAGCGACGGCGACGAGAUCAAGAUCGGGGAGUACACGUCGAUCUCCGUCAAGAUCGACGGCCACGAAGGGAGCAGGUUGAGAAGGAAUCCCAGGCGCGGCGCGGCGGGGAAGGUGGGGACGGUUGCGGAGAGUCGGGGCCGGAGAGGGAGGGUUAAGAAGGAGAGUGAGGUCGAAGUGAAAUUGGAGGUGGAGAUUGAGAAUGAUGAGGAAAUUGGUGUAGCAGCACCAGUUGCUGAGAAUCGGGGCCGGAGAGGUAGGGUUGCGAAGAAGAAUGAAGCGAAUUCUGAAUUGGAGAAAGAGGGAGAGGAAGUUGAGGUGGUCGAGAAGCCAAAGAGGGGCCGGGGCCGGCCGAGGAAAGCUAGGGUUUUGAAGAGUGAGGAUUUGGUGGAGGAGGUUGCUGUGCCGGAAGUGAGUUCGAGAGCAACUCAAAGGUGUAAGGAUGUGGAAGCUGUGGUUCCGGAUUCGGAGAAUUGCAGUGUAGAGUGUGAACAAGUGAAGAUUGAACCUAAGAGGCGUGGUGGGGGUAGGAAGAGGAAGAAUGUGCAAGAAGUGCCGCGGGUGUGUGAGGAAGGUAAUGUUGCGGCGGAGAAAGAUUUGGGAGAAAUUGGUCCAGUUGGUGUUAAUGGCGAUAACGAUGAUAAAGGGGAUGUUCCGGAGCAGAAGGAUUCGGGGGGAAUAGGUCCAGUUGAUCUCAAGGAGAAUGGCGUGUAUGAUGAUGAUGCUAAAGGGUUGAAUUUGGGGGAUGAAGAGGCAGCAGUCAGUUUUGAUGUGGGAGAGAGUGGCAAUGAUAAUGAGAAGGCAAAAGGGUCCAAUUUGGGCCAUGAAGAGGCAGCCAUAAACUGUAAUGUUGAAGAGAGUGGUGAAAAGGUUGGAAGUGGUAGUUGGAGCUGUUUUGGUGUUAGUGGUGCUAAGGAUGUUGAUAAAAAGGGGACUGACUCUGGUGUUAAAGAAGGUUUGAGAAAAGUUUGGCAAGAGCCAGAUUUGGAGAAGAUGACUUUGGACGAUUGGUUUGAUUAUGUGGAAGUUUCUUUACCGAAAGCGGUUAAUGAUGAGAUUGACAAGAUUUGUUCAGGAAUGAGAGAGAAGGCUAAGCUAGUACAGGAGUAUAUAGCACAACACAAGAAGGAGAAGGGUCAAAGUUAACAGAAGGAGUGCCUUGUGUUAUGUGGUAGGAUGUUGGUGCAUGUCUCAGAAGGAAAUCUUCACUUGAUUUUGAACAAGUCACAGUACAUGGCGAAUUUCACCAGAGGAACACUUCAAAGCAUUGGGAGGCUGGCUUACCUCCCUUAACUGGCUCGCAUCUCUAGUUUAUUUCUUACAGAAAUAGGUUUAAGUUGCAGAAAUUUUUAGUAAAGCCUUUGUAUAUUAUUACUGAUUAGAUAAUGAUAACCUCUUCUCUAGUGCAUACAUAUGUAUUUGCCUGUCUCAUCUGACCCAGUUUAACUUUUAUACAUCUCGCCAUGAAUUUGCCAACACUUCGCAUCUAGGCCAGUUACAAGUUUAGAUUACAGCAUAGUUUUACUGAUGGUCAGUUUGGGUUAAGUGGAUUGAAAUUAGACGACCUAUGCAAUUACUUUGUUUUUCCAAACCAAAUCC
Molecule: messenger RNA, 2237 nt
Organism: Rosa rugosa (rugosa rose)
Lineage: Eukaryota; Viridiplantae; Streptophyta; Magnoliopsida; Rosales; Rosaceae
Exons: 2
Coding region: 381-1784 (467 amino acids)
Molecular function (GO): protein binding; mRNA binding
Source: RefSeq, a predicted model, not a curated record